GGCAGGAAAUGAACCUGUCUCUCACUCAGGCUGCACAGUUUCAAAGCGCUCGCAGUGGCCUGUAUAUAUCUGGUUAUUACUGGAAAUAAUUUUGCACUCGAUUGCGUCUCAGCCAAUCAUAGCGCACAGCUCAGACAGCUGACUUAUUUUUUUGUUCGUGUAAAAUUUAACCUAAAUUAUUAAGAAGCCUAUCAAUGAAGGGGGAAAUGUGGAAAAGCGUGCAGGGCCGGUGAAUGGAGGUCACCGCAGACACUGAGUGAGUCUCAGCGGUGAGACAGAGAGGGGGAGAGGGAGGACGGACAGCGGCUAGCCGCCUUCAAAAAUGGCGUCUCCGGAGGAAAAUGAGAAAAAAUAUUUAAACGCGGCCUGCUAUCUUUACACUUCCUAGUUCGGUUUCACGACUCUUUUCGUACUCUGAUAGCGUUCUUCUUCUGCGGGCAAAGUCAUUAUUGGUUUUACUCGUAUCGUUAAAGAAAGGAGAGAAAUUGGGAGCAUUUGGGGCAAUAAAAGCAGCCCUGUUUUAUUUUGAUGCGACGUUACUGACAGCUAGCAUCUGCUGCUAGCCCACAGCUCUGCUCCGGAGGGGGGUGGGAACGAUUUGCAUGCAAAGAAAAAAAUCAGAUUUUGAAAUUGGGGAUUUCUUUGCUCGUCCAAGGGGAAUGGUUGUUACCAACGUGGCCCGUCGUUUGCAAUCUUUUCUGUUGCUAGCAGGGUAGCAAAGACUAGCCCGAAGAAAGGGGAGGAGAGACGGUGAAAAAGGACGCAUUCAAAUCAAAUGUUUAUCAGUAAUUCGUCCAUCAGCGGCCAAAUCCGCGGCAUCUCCAUCAUGACCUGGACUGAUCGUGGACUAUAUCGGCAAUCGUGGAAAUGAUAAACGUGAAAGUCGCAGGAAAAGGAGAACGACUGGCUUUUUUUGGAGGUGGUUGGAUUAUAACCCCGUAGACCCCCCUCUUUUUUCAUCCAGCUUUCUCCUCCUCCCCUCCAUUUCUCUUUCAAUAUGCUGUUUUCCACUCCUGAGGACUUGCUUAUGAAACCGGGGAAAAUAGCCUGAAACCGAGAACUGGAAAGACUGGGUUUUUACCCGUAAUCUGCUCGUUGCUUUCGUCCUCAUCGCACACAUUGUACAGCACAUAAAUGGAUAGAAAUUACCCGGGAACAGGGUUUGGUGAUUUGGGCGCAGGAGCAGGAUGGAGUUACGAGAGAUCGGCAAAAGCAAGGUAUGCAUUGGAGUCAGACAAUGUGCAUGCAUCACUGGUACUUUGCAGGGCACGGUGUGGCCCAUGUAAACAAAUUGUCGCAAGUGGGUUCAUUUAUAGUGCCAUGCCAUGCCAUUAUGUGUAGUGCAUUGUCAUCCAAACAGUUGCAUAGUAAUAAUAUAAUAAACGGGAACGGAGCAGUGUGUGCGUGUCGUGGGGGUGGGCGGGGUGGAGAAAGGAAAGGUUAGGGAUAUGAAUUGUGAGAUUGACAGACGUGGGUUUUAGGUGGACAUGGCGGGUUGGAGGUGGGGGUAUGUCUGGAGCAUCCAUAGGAAUUAUUGUUCCCUGUGUGCAGGCCUGGACACAGACCCUGAUAGAUAAAUCCUCCAGAUUGAAGGGAGCUGCAAAGAGUGCAGACGCAGCAAACCCCUAACAGCAGCCCCCAUGAUAGACAUCAACAAGAAGGACAGACAAAUAUUAACCUCAGGGAUGCAUUCAAUAUCAAAUCUAGUUUAAAAGAAAAAAGGGAAAUACGAAACUCUGGAAAUGGACCUGGUGCCAUUCUCUUCAAAAUGUGUGUUUUGCCCAAGCGUGAUCUAAAUCUUUGGUGUGUGUUUUGGAUGCUAAUUUGCAUAAUGAAGAUGCAGAUAAUUCCCAUUAAUUGUAACUCAUAAUACACAUUUUGUGCUAAAAUAUAAACCUAUGCUUGUGUAAAUUAACAAUAUGAUUAAAUUGCCAGGACCUUGCUGGACAAGAAAGCCCUGUUAGCUUCACGUUAGCAUGCAAGCUAGCGCUGUAUUACAUGGAAGUCAGUAAAGGCCUGUGCAUUAAAGCAUCCAUGGCUCCAAUUAUCCGCACAUUUUUCCGGUAUUAAAAGGUAAAGUUUCCUGAAUGUAAAUUUUUUUGAGAGCCAGCAUGCUCCCAAGGGAAGUCGUAUUUUGCGAAACAAACCAGGCUAGGUUCUGGUGUUUGCAUGCAGCUUAGCAUGCAUUUGCGUCGACUUGCACCAUCCAGCUGUUAGCUACAUCAACAUAAUCACUGUUAGCAGACAAUUGACUUGUUUGUCUUAGGUAUUACUUGAAGGAAUUCUGUUUUUCAUUAGGCCUCAAUCUGCACUUUGAUUCUCAUGGUAGGGAUAUACGUUAAAAACCCACUGGCCUUAGAGUGUGGGCCUAGUUUCUACAUUUCUUCCAUAGCUGAUGUGCAUUGCUGCUAGGCGGCACUAGCAGCAGCAGAAGUGCUUCCAUGUUAUCUGGCCAGCCAGGCAGCCACGCAUUUUAUCUGCCGUUCCUAUAGUUAAGUCCUGCAGCUGGCAAACACUCCCGAGUUGGAAAAUGAGACACUUUUAGUUAGAAAAGUAUUUACUGUAUAAUUUUGGAUUGUAAGGGUUUAUAAUUACACAUGCAAACAGAGUAUUUCACGAUUUUGCACGACACUUUCCUGGUUUGACAGAUUUGCAUUCACUGUAUUACACUUGUGUAUGGUGUCACUAAAUCUGUCACUGACACAGUGAUCUGACUCACCUCUACUAUCAUUUGUUUUAUGUUUAAACAGACUCAUUAAGGGUUUGAUUUUGACAUGAGGAUUAUAGCUGACAAGAUUCACUAACACAAAAGCAUUUUUGAGUUGGCAUCAAAAAUGUGGAUUUUGUGUUGCAAACACAAUAGUUGGUUCUUUUCCAGUUUCAAGCAGCACAUGCUGAAACAGUCAUUUUUAAGGGAUUACAUAUUUGAGAACAGAGUAGGUGCCUGUAUAUGCUAAUAGACUGAAAUUAAUAACACUUUACAAUUUCCCGCUCUCUCUGUAGUCUUGUGUAUGGCAGUUCAAGAUCAUCCCACCCUGAGUCUGAGCUCCUCCACCGACAAGCCUACGCCACCCCACACCCUCUGCAGGGCUAUGCCACCAAUCACCACCCAGGGAGCUCUGGCCAAGGCGGGGCUUGGGGAGCAGCUGGACGGAGUUUGGGUGAGAUAAAUGUUAUACCUUACAUGUCACCACCAUAAGGAGCCUUGACCAUGAGUAAUCUUUCCUUGCAGGCAAAAGUUAGAUUGUUAAGUAUUGUCUUUGAAAAUUUUGCCCAUUUUCGCUUGAUUGAGAUUCUCACUCAGUUUUAACUUAGGUUUGUUUUCAGCCAAACAGGUUGAAGUUGGUUCCAGCUACACUCAGAACCACUGGUUUACAUGAUGACAUGAAAGAACAUGCCUGAAGUCAUCUACAAAUGACUUUUUAAAUUUUAUUUCGAAUAUCUGUCAUUCCACUCUCUGCAUCUUGCAGUUACUCUUUCAUUUUUGUUAGUUAAUCAAAAUUGAUGGUUCUGUCAUUCUCAUAGGUUUGUCCGGGCUCUUUGACACGGGCCUGCACCAUGCUAGCCCCUCUGCCCCAGAUGCCUCCGUCAUGAAUCUGAUCUCAGCCCUGGAGUCCCGGGGUCCCCAGCCUCCACCCUCUGCUUCCUCCCUGCUCUCCCAGUUCCGCACACCAUCCUGGCAGACAGGUGGGGCUGUGUUAGAUCUUCCCUCAUGUGUUGACAUUCAAACAGGCCCCACAGUCAAUAUGACAUUUAAAGACCCUGCCAAUGUUUGGUAGAGAAUAUGACUGAGUUGCCGUUUGAGCAUUCCAUAUCAAACUUAAACACAAAAAAUUCAUUUAAAACCGUUUUCAAUAGUCUUUUGACUUUUAAUAUUUGAUAUGUAAAAUAACUCUGUGGAUGUGAAGUAAUUUUGAAAUUUGCUUUCCUUUUCCUCACAGCAAUGCACACGCCUGCUCCUCCUGAGCUAUUCAUCUCCGGGGCCCUACCUGGCUCUGGCUCCUUCCCUUCCUCCUCCGCUCUCUCAGCCUAUCAGCAUCCAGCAUCUUUCUCCAGCCGCUCUUUCCCUGCGACCUCCCUUACCCUCCAGGACACCCCUACAUUUAGCCCAACAUCUAAUGGCCUACUUUCCCCACAUGAUCCCCUACUUCACAUUAAGGCCCCCUCUCAGUCCAGCCUUGGUUUUGAUAGACUCCUGUCCUCGCAGGGUGCUGCCGCAGCUGCCUAUAGGGGUAGCCAGGAUCCCACGAGUGCCACUUCAGCCCAGGCCUCCUCUGCCAGGCACCUGCAGUCACACCAGUUCAACCUGCUGUCAUCACAGCUCCAGGACCAGUCAUCCCAGCUGUAUAAUGCAUCAGUUUUUUCUUCAGCUCAGCCCCAACCACAGUCCCAGUCCCAGUCCAAUUCGGCUCAGGAAAGGGCUGUGCCUAGGCAAGACAGCGUCAUCAAGCACUACCAGCGGCCUACACCUGCUCAGUCUCAGCUCUCGUCCUCUGCUGCCCACUCCCUUCAGCACUACCUCAGCUGUGGAGGAGCGGGGUACCAGCAGAUUGCCACCCACCACAGGCAUGCUGGUCUAUCUUGCAGUCCACUAGGCGACCAGAGCCCUUCAUCUGACCACAAACCCUCAUCUCGCACUGAACAGUAUCGGCCAAUCAUCCAGCCUCCCUAUUCCUCCUCUUCCUCCUCCUCCUCUUCUUCCUCAGCUGGGAAAGGUACCAAAAGCAGCUCUAGCAGCGGCUAUUCUUCUGCCAGCUCAGCCUCAUCCUCAAGAACUCCUCACACCCCUCCCUCUGCUUCCUCUACCUCUUCUUCCUCCUCCUCUUCAUCUGCCACUUCUGGGGCCCAUCCCUCCAAUUCAAUCCCAACUUCCAGCUCCAGUGCAGCCCCCUCCAGGCAGCAGCCCCCACCUCAGCCUGCUCCUCCCCCUGCUCCUCAGCAGCAGCCCCCUGCGACUUCUUCUUCAGCCCCCCAGUCCCUCCCCAAAUCCUGUCUCUCAGGCUAUGGUUCUCCCGUGCCCCCUGUAAAGACCCCUACCUCUGCUCUUACAGGCCAAACCCCUCCCCAACAACAGACACAGUCAUAUUCCCCCAAUCAGCCCCCAACCUCCCACCUGGCUCAGUCCUAUGGAGGUUUUAGUUCACCACAAGCUCAAGACCUGAGCUCUGGUACAGGAGGAAAAGGCUAUGGAAGUUUAGGAAGGAGUCAGUCCUACUCCACUGAUAUCUAUGGUUCAGACUCUGCUUAUGGAUCCCUUCCAUCCUCUCUGGGUGGAGCAGGAAGUCCAUCGCUUGGCUAUGGUGCACCUGGCCACUCCCCUGCCCUUUUGAGAUCAAGCGGUUCUUCAGGAAGUGGCGCAUCAGGAGGAGGAAGCAGUAGUGGCACAGGAAGUGGGAACUCUGGCUCAGGGGGAGCAGCAAAUAGCAUGACUAAUGAGAGAGGUGGUGGUGGUAGUGGUGGAGGGUCUUAUCAUAUUCCAGACUCCAGUCCCUCCCCAUCAGGCAACUCGGGCAUCAUCCGUCCAGGGUUGCACUCCCCAGUACCCACUUGCCCCACACAAUCUCCAGGUGGUGCAGGCUCUAAUAAAUACAUCUCAUCAGUCUUGUCCCCCACCUUCCUUGCUUCCCCACAGGGUUACCCCGACACCCGAGGUCCCAGCUCCCAACCUCAGUCGUAUCACUCCACCUCCUCCAAAACAAAAGCAGACACUUCCAUGCUUGGAGUGGGGACUCAGCGAUCCCAAGAAGAAGUAGAUGAUGAUGAUGAAUUCUUGAUUCAGCACCUGCUGCAAGCUCAAGCUAGUCCCGCACCCCAGGCUGCUCAUCACCAUUCCCAGCAACAACAACCCCAACAGGCAUCACAACAAUCCCAGCCUCAGCCUCAGUCAGUGCCUCCGACCACUGAUUCAGGCAAAGGGCUGGCUUAUGACAUGGGUAAGACCUCUGAGGAGAGAUACCACCCCCAGAGUGUCAUACGUACCCACAGUGCCACAUCUUCAGCUGGAGUUGGCAACACAGGGUCAGGAGGGUCCAUAUCCGGGCUCGAGAACCAGCUGGAAAUGUCACUGAAGAAGCAGCAGCAACAGCAUCAACAACAACACCACCACCAACAGCAGCAGCAACAGCAGCAGCAAAGGAAUGAGAGGUCUGUUGGAGGCGGCAGGAACAGUGGAGGGAGAAGCAGUGCAGAGCAAGUCCACCCUCAUCUCCAUCACCAUGACAACCUGGGGUCAGUAGUCCAUUAUGGGCGGGGCGAUCCAUACAGCCAACACUCCCUUGCUGCCCAGCACUCCUCACACAGUCAGCAUGUGUCCUCACACUCACAGAUACCAUCCCACAGCCAAAUGGAGCUCCAAAAGAAGCCGCAGGAGCGUGCUGAAAUUUCCUACCAAAGGAAAACCCCAGAGCUACAGCAACAACACUCCCAGUCUCAAGCCGCACCCUCCCUCAUGGAUUCGCCCACUGAUCAGUCUCGUCAGCCCCCACAUCUGCUCCAAUCAGUGUUGUCACACACCACCAGGAACAAGCUGGAGCCCCAUCAACAGCACCACAAGAUGGAUUCCCAUCAGCAACAUCAACAACAGCACCACAAGAUGGACUCUCAUCGGCAACACCAACCGCAUCACAAAAUGGACUCCCACCAACCACAUCAGCAGCACCCAAAAAUGGACUCCCAUCCUCAGCAUCAACAGCACCAGAAGAUGGACUCUCAUCAGCAUCAGCAGCACCACAAACUCGAUUCUCAUUCACAACACCAACAGCACCAUAAAAUGGACUCACUCCCCCAACAGCAGCAGCACUCAAUCAGCCAACAAGCGGUGAUGGAUGGCGCUGGUGGGACUCUCGGUUCAAGUAAACAUCAGGCUCAGUCACAGUCCCAAACCACCCAACUUCAGCUUCAGCUCCAGUCCCAGGCUUUGGAGGUGGCAGCAGCCCACUACAACCAUGGCCCACCUCCACAUCAGCAUGAGCAGAGCCAGGUCAAACAAAGCUCAGUGGUAUCAUCUUUGGACAUGCUGGAGCGCUCCCUCUCUCAGACCUCCAGCACCGACGUAGCUGUAUCAGAGGAUAGACGGGGGGGAGCAGGAAGUGGGGGAAGGAGUGGGGGCAGCACUGAACGACACCGACAGCAGGAGCAACAGCAGAGGCAGCACCCAUCCCACCACCACUCGCAGCAGCACUCCGCCUCAGAGCUUCACUCGUUCCUCUCUGAGCCAGACAUCGGCUUAACCCCUCCAUCUCACAUGCACCACCUUUCCCAGCACCAUCCCCAGCAGCAGCAACAACAGCACCCUAGCUCUCAACACCAACAAACCCACUCCCAUCACCCUCAUACACAACCACACCCUCAUCACAUACCCCCUCAAUCUGCCCAAUCAGCCCACUCUCAGCCUCAGCCUGACCCACAGCAGCCUCUCUCCUCUCAGCUCACCCCCCAGCAAAGCCAGAUGGACCAGCAGCGCUCAGAGCAGCACCAGUUUGACACUGUCAGCCCAGUGGAGAAAGCAGACCAGAAUCAGCAAAGUAACCGCUUUGUACCCCUUACUUCCAUCUGCUUCCCAGACUCCCUCCUCCAGGAUGAGGACCGCUCCUUUUUCCCAGGAAUGGAGGAUAUGUUUUGUGCUGAAGAUUACAAGUCGAGCUGUGCAGGAGGUGCAGGACCAGGGCAGGAGGAGAUGAACGAAAGCCACACUGGGCAGGAAGGAAUGGAUUCAAUGAAAGCUGGGCAAAGUGCAGGUGGGGCUGGGGGAAGUAGUGGAACCAGCUAUGACAUAAUGGGUCACCAUGGUGGAGAUCAGGGGUAUGAACCCUACUGUCAUGGCCUGGAAGAACCUAGUAAUAACACCAUGACUCUGGAUCUGGACUCCCUGAAAACCCAUGAGCUUCCUUCCACCGUUAACACUGAGCAGCUUGGAUUGAUACAGUCACAGGCCCCAGCUAUGGGUAUGGGCUCAAAUACUGCUGGUCCCAACAACCAGGGAGCCAAGCUUUCUUCUGGGCCUGGAGGGGCUAGCUCAGGAGCAGGCUCUGGAGGCCUCCAGUCACCCAUUUUCUGCUCAUCUCGUCCCAAAAAGCUUCUCAAGUCUAGCUCUUUUCAUCUGUUGAAAGAGCGUCGGGACCCCAACACACUGCCUAAGAAAAGUUAUGCCCAAGAAUAUGAGUUUGAAGAUGACGAGGAUAAGGCUGACCAGCCAGCUGACAUCCGUUUGAACAGUCGGAGGCUCCCAGACCUGUUGCCAGACUUGGUUUCCAGCUGCAGAAAGGGCGGAGCAGGAACUGGGUCCCUCAGUCCUUUAAUGGGUGACAUUGACUUCUACCACUCCUCUGGAUACUCCUCCAUGGGUUCACACUCUCUUAUGCCUCAGGAUGGACCCAAGAAGAGAGGUCGAAAGCCAACUAGACCCAAGAGAGAGGGUCCUCCAAGGCCUAGAGGAAGACCACGCAUUCGCCCAAUGCCAGAGCCCUACACACCAAGAGGCAUGAUGGGAGAUAUGGGUGGAACAACAGUAGGAGGGGGAUUCAGUGUGGAGGGACGAGGUAGAGGAAGAGGCCGUGGGAGUCGAGGAAGAGGAGGAAGGAGGGAGGACAUGUACAUCGAAAUGAGUGGGAAAGAGCAGGAGCAGAUGCACCACCAUCACCUCCAUCAGCAGCAGCAGCAGCAACAGCAGCAGCUCCAUCACCAGCCACAACAGUCACUACAUGAGCCCAUACCACCUCUGAAGGUCAGUCUCACUCAGUCUGGAAAGGCCUGAAAGUAUUGAUCUGCUCUCAGACUUUUCAUUCAUACCCACUUUUGCAUGCUUACACGUAUUUGUUAUCUUCCCUUUUUUGUUUUUUUGUACACAACUUUAUUUGUGGCACAGUUUGGUAAACACUGGUUGUUUUAAAUGUGUUUUGAUUUGAUUUAUAAAAAGUAGAGGUACAUCUCACUCUGGAGAUAAAAAAUUAUAAGUCUCUCUUUGUAUUCUGUCUAGUUAGAUUUAUCUAUUAAUGUCCCUGACAUAAUUUACAGUACUAUUAAGGGUGGGAUAAAAUAAUGAUAUGACAAAAUAUCACCAUCUUAACUUGUGCAAUAAUAUUAUUUUACAGUGCCCAGCAUAAGUCAGUACACCCCCCUUUUAAAGUAAUGUAAUACUCAAUAUCUUGAUGAGCAAAAGUACAAUUUCCAAAGUUGUGACACAGCUGAGUUUAACACAUUUUAUUGACCAUAAGAUGAAAAAUUAGGGUAGUAUGGUAACUACAAUUAAGCUUUCCUCCCUUAACUUUAAUUGGGGUCUAUUCCUUUUUGCAUCCUGAUUUUAAAUUGGAAAAAUAAAAAUACUGUUUUGGAUGCAACUUAAAAAACCUUGUUUGCAAUGAAUGGCCUACAUUUGGGGGAGUAUUUUGUUGUCUAGUCUGACAUGGAAAACAUUGAUUUUGAAAGGAAACUAAACGUUUUCUGACAACUCUGAAGGGGUGUACUCAUUUAUGCUGAGCACUGUAUGUCUCUAAAUUUUAAUUAAAGAAUAAUUGAACAAACACCUUACCUCUUUAGAUAAUCAGAUAACAAUGUACUAUUUAUGACAUGAUUUUCUGAAUGUUGAUUAAUAAUUGAAAAUUCACAGUAAAGUGAUAUUAUGGUUUAUUAAAGCCCAUGUAUCAGGCUCUGUAUCAUACAGUGGAUUACCCUGCGGUUCACUUUUUAGAAUUUUUGAAAUCCGAUUACUCUCAAAUGAAUUUUUUAUCCUGGUUCCUGAGUUUUGUCAUCGACGCACAGUGUCUGCACAUUCAGGCCCUUCAAUCUAAACAUUUUUCUCUAUUUUUGUGUAGAUAAAGUUGCCAAUUGGUACCCUGUCCUCCUCCGACGCAUUGCUGAGGACCGACUCUUUGUCUGGCACAGACCCGGCUUUGUCAGACGGUUCAGUGGGCUCUGCUCCCUCGCUCGGUUUAAGCCCCGGACCCCCUUGCAGCACUGAAAGUUCCAGAAACCAGGACAGGAACAAGCAGAAGAGCCAGAUGAUGAGUGAAGGUGUGGAUGAAGAGGGACUGGAGGAAAGGGUGAGAGAUUCAGGAUUAUUUCUUGGCUAUUUUUAGCACAGAGAAAAAAAAAUCAAAUUAAGCUGAUUGCUGUAGUGGUUGUAAUUGAGCAGUAUUAAAGUCUCUUUCUCUUCUGUUCUUUCCAGGGGGAUGAAAAGGAUUCUGAAUCAAAGGCUGGCUUUGUUGCAUCAUUCCUGAACUUCCUCAAGACAGGGAAGAGACCUCCAGGGUUGGACAUCUCACCUGGAAUGGAACCUGACAAUGGGGAAACCUCGCCAUGUAAAUCAGGAGGUCUGCGCCCUCUGUCUCCUGCGCCUCCUCCCCCACCACCUCCACCUCCAUUCGGGGACAGCGAAGGUAAUGGAGGUCUGGCUCUGGGUAACUGCCCAAGCCCAAAACGCCUGGAGGACGAACUGAAGAGGAACCUAGAGACCCUGCCCUCAUUCUCCUCUGAUGAAGAGGAUUCUGUUGGGAAGAACCAGGACCUCCAGAAGAGCAUCUCCUCUGCCAUUUCCGCUCUUUAUGACACUCCUCAGCUCCCCUCCAACAUCCAGCCCCCACUUCCUCCCCCACCACCACCCCAGCCUCAGCCCACUCAGUCCCCGCUUACUCCUACACUCCCGCCUACUCUUAGCCCUCAGCCCACAUUGCACACGCCUCACACCUUGCCCCAGUCAAACGAGCCUGAUGUCCUUCAACCAGAAGAUGGAGACCUGGAGGAGAACAAAGAGGAGGAAAAUGAAGAGGAGAGGAGCACAGGAGGGGAUGAAGAGAGUGAUAUGACGGAGGAGAGAGAGCAACAGCUGGAAACACUCGGUGCCCAUGAUAUUGAUGGUAUGGCUGCCAGCGAUAUUGUCACUCAGCUCAUGUCCCAUUUUCUUGCACAUUGAUGUUUUCUGUUGUAUGUCAUCCCUGCUGACCGCCAGAGAGCGGCGCUAAAAGCGCCGAACGUUACCUUCGCGCAUGCGCAUUUCAAGUAUGCAUAACAACAAUGUCACGUGACCCGUGGAUGACCCGAGAAAGGUAAUAAGUUCCGGUGUAACCCCAGGUUUGUUUCCUAUUUUCUUCUCGCGUGCCGUUACCGCUUGAUGCCCUGUAAAGGCUGCGACUGCGAUCUAUUGUUUUAUUUUGGAGGUUUGUUUUACGCCGCUGUGGCGUCUCCCUUGGUUUAAGACCAGGGUGGUCAAAAGUUUCUCUGACCUCGCUGGACAUAAGGUAAGGUUAUUGAGUAAACUUAAGUUUUCUUUUUAAGUAAGAUGCAUGAUUAUUGACAGUGUAUUUAAAUUGUGAAUUUGUUAGUGUAGACCGCGUUGACGCUCUCUUCCCCCGAAAAACGCGUUCAUUCUUCGGCGUUAGUAAAACUGUGCCGGCACUAUUUCCGUCCCACUGUCUGUCUUUUGUUUGAUUAUUGUACGCCUGCAAACCCUGCGGGAUGCCGGACGCGUGUUUUCUCCACCCGCUUGUUCUGUUGUAGGUCCGUUUAGCUUAGCGUUGGCGCCUAGGCUGCGGAGGCUCACGUCUCUGCUGUUGUACACAAUCCUCCCGGCUGGAUUAGAAGGCGUUCGCGCCCCCUUCCUCCAGCAUAUUAAUAAUGAUCGUGUGAAUGUAUCUAAAAUUGUAGCCUAUGCUGGUGACGGUAACGUUCGCGUCCCCUCUCCCAGCUCACGGCGUUGUGUCUGUAUUAACAGCAAAGCUAUGUUUAAUGGCUUUGAGCUGGGUAGGCGGACAGUAAAAUUGACCACCGAGCGGGAGGCUGGAGUUCGGGUCUUCGAGGUGGUCUCAUGAGGUUACCCGGGAAUUCCACUGGGUCCGGAACGGCUCCGCCCCGGACCGGCUUGCGGAUCAAACACGCAAGUAUUUACCGCCCACCAAUUCCGAUCCGCCGCCGCCAUCGGAAGAGAAGCUCUCAUGGCGAAUAGAUUCCGUGGAAUGACACACAUUGAUAAUGCUUGCGGAAUUGCCUUCCCUGCCGGAGCAGAGCCACUCCAGAUCUUGUCGGUUUUGCUCGUAACGCCUGGUUCACACAGGAAGCGCCGCGCGCGGAACGGAAGCGCCGCGCGCGCGCGCAGCGCCGGCUCGCGCUUGGCUGUUCACACAGGAAGCGCUUUCUGCUGCGCUCUGACAUGCCGGUCAGACAUCGACUGAGCCCGGUAGUGCUCGGCCGUUUCCGUCUGCCCUCAGUUUUCCACACUUACGAGCGCUUUAAAAAUGGGUAAAUCACUAUUUAUUUACGUUUUUAUUUCGUCAUCCAUGAAUUAAAUAUUGACAGCAUCUUCAAGUAAUGUUUUAAAUUAUUAUAUAGGGGUAAACGACGAAUAAAUUGGGGAGUCUGUUGACUCCGUUGUAUGUAUAGCCUUGUUAGCUCGAGGCUAUUGACUGUAUCGUAAUAAAGUCCCCCCCCCCUCUUUGUCUCAAUAACAUCACUGAAUCUCUGCAGCUCUCCCUCCGUGUGUGUGUGUGUGUGUGUGUGUGUGUGUGUGUGUGUGUGUGUGUGUGUGUGUUCAUCGGAAAAAAAAAAUAGACUGACAAGCAACACCGUAAAUCCUUUUCUAAUUUAUCGAAAUUUACUUUAUUUUGAAAAUUGACCGGAUUCUCUCGCAUCUCCUUCCUGACUUCCUGUCUGGUCCGAUCUGCUCUGUUGAGCUUUACAUCGGCGCUCGCGGCUCGCGCCGAAAAUAGAGAGAAGCGGAGCACCCGCGCUCCAGAGCGCGAGCCGUUCCGCGCGCGGCGCUUCCGCGCGCGUGCUGUGUGAACAGUCUCAUAGGUUAACAUGGGCGCCGAUCCGAAACUCUGUGCGCGGCGCUUCCGUUCCGCGCGCGGCGCUUCCAGUGUGAACCAGACGUAAGUCUUGCUGUCCUGCAUUUUGUUCAGAAUCUGUGUCAGGAACCAAAAAAAAAAGUAGCUUCAGCCGAAUGUUUUUUUUGCCGAGUAGGUGGUGUUAUAUUCCUUCACUCAGCUGAGGCAAUUGUGUUGUCCUUAAUAACAUAUAACUGGCCCUUCUUUGAGCAUAGGCCACUGGUGCUGUACAUUUUGUGUCUGCUGUGUAGGUGGCGUUUGCUCCACCUUCCCUCUGUUUAUCGCAACCAGGGAUCUGUUUGGUUGUUCACAAUGGAAGGUUCCAACUGUUGUGUUGCCUGUGGUGCCCUCCUUCAAGCCAAUGAUGGCCAGGACCUCUUCCCAAGGUUCCCUGGCCCCGACAACUUUAGGGAGGGUUUAUCUGACGAACCAUGUAUGAACUGCAGCUACACACCUCGGGCACUGAUGUUGAGCCAGCCAUAGCAUCUCUCAUUAAUAGGAGUGUGGCUCCCCUGAGUAGGCAGGAUCUCCUUUAUGCCUUUCCACCGCUCCCUCUGAUUUGGCCAACACUGCAGAGAGUACUUCAGGAAGGCCACAUACUGUUACUAGUGGCCACCCUCUGGUGGUUCCCCCUGCCGCGCAAUCUCAGUUGUGGCGAACCAUGGUGUCUCCCUGACAAGAAAAACCUGUUGUCCCUACAAAGGGGUCGAGUUUUGGCAUCCCAAUCCACACCGCUUUCGCUUAUUUGUUUGGCUUCUGAAAGGUCCGAACCGCUGCUAAGCAGCUGUGUGGAACCUGUCAUGCGAACCUAAAUGCCAGGGCGCAGUCCAUUCGAUUACAAUAUGAUACUUGGUGGAAAUUGUUAAGUGAUGCAACAACUGCAGGGAAGACCCUGUGCUUAACCUGGUUCCAACGGUUCUCGAGUUCCAGCAGUCACUCUUGGCAAAAGGACAAUCUUCAUCCACUAUUGAGGUGUAUGUGGCUGCAAUAUCAGACUGACAUGCUAGAGUCGACAAUGGCACAGUGGGAAGCCACAACCUAGUGUUGUUGUUUCUUAAGGGGGCUCCGAGGUUCCACCCACCCUAGAGCUCCACGUGCACCGGCAUGGGACCUGCACUUGGUGUUGGAUGGCUUACUUCUGCAAAGCGUGUUAGUGAGCUGCACGCAUUGUCAGUCAGUCCGUUGUGCUUGAGAUGGCCCUCGAUGGUAUGGCCAAACGAUGCUUUUAUCCCAAAGGUGCUGUCAAAUUCCCAUUCUAAUCGGUCUAUAUGGCUUGCACAGUAUAAACCCCCAUCAGGAGCUGGUGAAGCCCAACCAGAACUCUUGUGCCCAGUGAGAGCUCUGAAGUGUUAUAUCGAAGCUACAGCAAGCAUUGGUACAUCUGAACAGCGUUUUGUUUGUUAUAGGGGCCCCUUACAAGGGCUCGGCUCUGUCCAAGCAGUGUUUGUCUCACUGGAUCAUGGAUGCCAUUCAUCAUUCAUAUCAGACGUUAGACCGUUCGCUACCAUCAGUUGUGCACUCUCACUCUACCAGGAGUGUGUCCACAUCUUGUGCUGCCCUGAGGGGAGUACCACUGGAGGAAAUAUGUGCUGCAGCCUAGUGGACAACGCCUAGCACGUUUUUCAGCUUCUGUAAUGUGAUUGUCGCCACACCUCAUCCACUGGGUGUGGGCCUUCAAUCUUCAGAGGCUUCCCAUUAAGGCUGGUAUUUGGAAUUCCUCAUGACUUAGCUGGUAUAAGUCAUUCAGUGCUUUCAGCACCAACAUUUGGUGGUCAGCAGGGAUGAAAUAGAACAAAAGUUAUGAAUGUAACUACGGUUCUAUGAGUCCCAAAUGACCACCAGAGCGUUCUGUCACUCAAAAUCCUCUUGGUCACACGAUAAGAUUCUGUAGGAAACGAAGCUGGGGUGACACCAGAACUUAUUACCUUUCUCAGGUCAGCCAGGGGUCACAAGUGACAUUGUUGGUAUGCAUACUCGAAGUGCGCAUGCGUGAAGGGAACAUUCAGUGCUUUCAGCACUGCUCUCUGGCGGUCAUUCGGGAUUCAUAGAACCGUAGUUACAUUCGUAACUUUCGAUUUGUUGAAUCCUAAAGAUGCUUUAAUUUUAUAAAUAGUAUAAAUUUAUUAAAUCCCUUCAGUUAUUUUUCAGAGCAGUAAAUUGAUCUUUCAAAUGAUUACUCUAUCUGCUCUUUCCUCACAGCUCCCCUUCCAGAUAUUCCUCAAGCACCAGAAACUCCUGAACCUCCUUCUGCCCCUCCGUCUCCUUCCUCAUCCUCUUCUCCUUCCCACUCCCCCCUCCCUCCUCUCUCUCUCCCCUCACCCCCACCUCCACCAGAAGAACAAGAAAACUCACAGCCUCCGAGCCCUGUCGCUCCAACGCCUCCCUCUCCACCACCUCCUCAGCCCACUUCUCUCCCUCAGCCGGCUCCUGAGUCACCUCUGCCUCCUCCUCCACCCUCUGUCCCUGCACCAGCCUCCCCUCCUCCCCCAACUUCUGCUCAGAAGGAGUCUCCAAUGCCGUCUCCAGAAUCUCCUGCCUCUCCAGAAGAACCCCCGCCUCCAAAGAUCACCUCCCUGCACCUUGCCCAGAAGCAGGAAGACGCUGCCAUAGUUGGGGAGAGUGAGGAGGACGAGAGCGAGAGUGGAGGGGAGGGUAUCUUCAGGGAGAGGGAUGAGUUUGUGGUGCGGGUGGAGGACAUUCGAACUCUCAAGGUAAAUGUGUGGAAAAAGUGGGUGACGUGGCAUCAAAUGAAUCUCAUAGUUCUUUAACUGGCCAAAAACUAAAAAGAGAUGCUUGCUCUCUGGUUAAAAGCAAAAAAACUGAAUUUGUCAUUAUAUAUUUAUGUAACCACAGAUAGGUUGGUACUGCCUAAAAGUAGUGUGAUGCAAAUUUUUCAAAGCCAAAACAUGAUCAGUUACGGCCACUUUUUGAAGUGUGAUUUGAAAGCUAAAUCUUGUAGUUGCUAUGUUAAAGAGAUAUGACGUUCUUCUGUGUGUUGUGUGUUGAUGCACAGCUGGCCCUGCAGACGGGCCGUGAGCCUCCGCCCAUUUGGAGAGUGCAGAAAGCCCUCCUGCAGAAGUUCAGCCCUGAGAUCAAAGAUGGACAGAGACAGUUCUGCGCCACAAGCAACGUGAGUUCAGCCUCGAGUCCUCUGAUCUAACCACACCUGUAAACUGUCAUAUUGAAGUGCACUCUUCAGAAAAUCACACAUUACAAGAACUUGGGUUGAUUUUGUACUUGACGUGAGUAGAUUGACAAUUAGUAACCAGAUAGUCACAGAAUUAUAAACUGGUAAUGUUGAUGCCUGAAGUUCAGCUAUCUUAAUAAUCAAUCAAAUUUGUUUGAUUGUUUCUGUCUUAGUAUCUCGGCUACUUUGGGGAUGCUAAGAGGCGAUAUCAGAGGAUCUACGUCAAGUUUCUUGAGAACGUAAACAAGAAGGACUAUGUCCGAGUCUGCUCUCGGAGACCAUGGCGCAGAGCCACACCUGCUCUCAGGUACAGACACUUGCCUUAUCACAAAAUCUGUAAGUAUUUGUCACUGUAUCAAAGAUUUAGACAGAUUUAAUCAGGAAAAGAAAUCCUUAUCCUAAUGCAACAUGUCUGGGACUCUAGAAAAAAGAAGGAUUCAUGUACAGCAUCCUACCAAUACAUUUACUUUUGAACUUUGAGGGUUAAGUUCCUGGAUAGAGAUUCAGUCUUUAUUGAUUCUCUCCUCUUAAAUCAGAUUUUUGGCAGUGUACUGUACAUAUGAUCUGAGAUAUUUUCAUCAUGUAUCACAGGCGCCAGUCCCUCCCUAGAAUGGCUUCCCCUCCUGCUCCUCAGGCCCCUGCAAAAGUAGUUGAGAAGGAGGAGAGAGUGGCUCCACCAGUUCAGCGCGAACAGAGAGAGAAAACGAGAACAUCGACCACAUCGGCAACAAAAGAGCACCGGGAGAAGAAGGAGACUCUGACUGCUGUACCCAAAACCAGGGACAGGGAGAAGGAGAAGGAGCACCAAAAAGAGAAGGAGAGAGAGAAAAGAGUGCAGCCCCAGCAGGAGAAGGUAGAGAAACGUUCUGCAGCAGCAGACCGAGGGAGAGCAAAGGAGGAGAAAAAAGCCGUGGAGAGAAAGGAGAAGCCUGAGCGCCCACCUAAGUCUAAGCCAGCUAAAGUAAAGGCAGAGCCUCCACCCAAGAAGAGGAAGAAGUGGCUGAAGGAAAUACCUUCAUCAUCGGACUCUGACUCGUCUGAAGAGGCAGCCAGUGAAAACGAAAGUAAGACCCUCUUUGGUUUCCUUGUGCCGCGUGUUUCUACACGAUUUUUUUGACCUUGAUGUAAAGAUUGGUCUUCAACACUGAGGUUACCAAGUGUUUCACAAGCUGCAAAUAAGUAGGCAUGUUAUAAAAAACAUGAAAGAAAAGAAAAAAGAUAACACAACAUUCAGAACACAAUAAAUCAAUAUAUUACGUAAUAUAUUUAUAUAAGACAUAAAGUAGAGUUAGAUGAUUGAAGUUCAGAGAAAAACAGGAAAGGCUCUCCAAUAAAAAAGUGUUGAAAGGGACUCAAAGAUUGGGAUUUUCAUGAUUGUUUUUCAAGUAAAUUAAAAUUUCAACUGUUAUUUUUGUUAUGUUUGAUGGUUUUUAAACUCGAACGGUUUUUAAUCCUUUUUAAAAGCUUUAAUCGUUUACAUGUAGAUUAAAAAAACAACAAAGUAUGAAAAAUAAAACUCUGGUUUUCGUCCACAUAGUGCCAGUGAAAGGUGGAGUGAACAACCGUGCCAUGAGGGAGAUGUUCAGGAGCUACGUUGAGAUGCUGGUCAGCACAGCGCUUGACCCUGACAUGAUCCAAGCUCUGGAGGACACAGAUGGUGAGAUCUGCACGUGUAUCUUAAUCAUAGUGUUGUUGUUGUUUCAAAAAAAAAAAACAAUCUGCCAGCAAGUAGAUCCUCCUGUCAGCAUGUUAACUGCAGUAUACUGUGUGCAUGGAGGUUAACCAAACAUCAGCAUCACAAACACAAGCAACAGCUGCCGAGUUUGAAGCCAGCAGUGGCUGAGGGGAUUCUACAGUGAUCACAUUUAACUGUUAAAUCUUUCAACGCUUUCUGAAAUCUAAAUAAACUAGGUGUGGCAGGUUGACUGAAAGCACCCAGAAUACUGAUAGAUGUGCAGCCAGAAGAAGCUGCUUUGUAACUGCCCUUGGUAUCAAAAUGAUUGGCAAGCACAUGAGUGAUGACUAAUCAAAGUUCCUUUCCCUUGAUUGGCCACCAGACGAGUUGUACCUCCCGCCGAUGAGGAAGAUUGACAGCAUCCUCAGCGAACAGAAGAGGAGGCUGUUGAGAAGAGUCGGCAUGAGCUCCCAGCAGCAGGUAACCUGUCCUCAAUGUACAGUUUAGUUCUCUGCAUCAGGACUGGGACCAAAUCAUCAAUUUUACUUUCAGUUUUCAUGUAACAUUCAAAGUGUAUGCAGAUAAUUUGUCAUACAGGAAACAAAUCUGGACCUCUAGAGUAAGAGUUGCACAUAAUGUACUAAAUCCUAGUGCUUCAGCAGAGUCAUUGUUAGAUAAAAAUCCAAAUACAAAGCAGUAAUUAAAAUCAUUAAUCAUGCAAAAAUGCAGCCCCUAAAAACUGCUUACACAAACUCAAAGGAGCAUACACCUCAAAUAUCUUUGCCUGUUUUUUACUUUUUUUUUUUUUUUUGCCAUGCUUUAACAGGAGGUUCUGCACGCGUACCCUCAGAUCAUUGUGGACCCCCUGGAUUCAGGGGUAGUGAGGGUGCGGCUAAGUGGGGACGCUUACAACCGAAAGACCCUCAACAGGGUCAAAAAGACCCUUCCUAAACCACAGGUAUGUUUCAUGGAAGCUCACGAGCCAGUUGCUAGAUUAAAUCUCGUUUUCUUUUCAGAGACUCUGCCCGUUGGCAAGGAACAAACAUUUUUGGUCAGUAUGAGCGAUAACUGUCAGACCAUGCUAAAAAAGAAAUAAGCAUCCGUAAUUCCAUGCAAGUGAUUGGACCAAAAGAGGGGGUGGUGUUGGUUCUUCAUGCUGCCAAAAAAAACAGGGAGAAGACCCAACUUUGAACGCCAUCACAAAUCAAUGAUGAUAUGAACACCAUGAGACUUAAAUGGAUCAGUAUGAGACGUUUUUAGCUUAUCUCCAGGAGAUUUCUUCUAGUUUCUGGGUCACAGUAACACCACGUGAUCAGCAAAGUCAAUCAUUUCAGCUAACUUCUUCAGAUCUUUGGGCAGGUGGGACUAAUCACUUAAUCACUGGGAGGCACUGAUGACAAAGUGAUGCCUGCUCUUACUCUAAAGUACCUGCUGAAUUUUCGCUUUUUAUUUGGAACCAACAGAAAGAUUUUCAUCUUAGUUCUUUCUGUUAAUUGAAGUCGAACUUGACAGGAGCUAGUGAAACCUGACCCCUGAUGUUACUCUAGUCAGGUUUUGUUCUUAGUCCAUGGUCUUUUUCAUUGGUUUAUUGUGUUAGUCUUGAAGUUCUACUGAGUUCCUCUUUUGCACCAUUAUCCAAAGCAACUUUCCCUCAAGGACAAUUAAUUAUAUCUAAUUCAACCCAGUAGAAAUCCUUUUUAUUUAAAACUUCUGUAACUUUUAAGAGGCUUGGUACCUUACAUACCUUAUUUUCUUCUUGCAUGUAUCAAAUUUUAUGUACUUUUGAUGCAGUCUCCAGCACCAUAAUCCAGUGACUAAGAACUACCAAAUCAAUAAAUUCUGAAGAAUAAAAUGACACAAAAAUCAAAAUGGAUUGUCUUGAAUUUUUUUUGUUUUAUUUUUGUUUUUAGGACCUUAAACUGUCAGCUGACUCGUAUCGGAUCUACAGUCUGUACCACUCCCUGCAUCAUUACAAAUACCACACCUUCUUACAGUGCAAGAAGGAGGUAAGACCACACAUUUCUAAUUUACACUUAUUUGACACUAACCCUAAUGCUCAACAGGUCAAAACCAGUGUUAAUUGGUCAUACAUGGAACGAUGGUUAGUGAAAUAAUAGUAGUCAAAAGCUCUAAAUGAUGUAAAAAUUAUUAUGAUGAAAUGUUGAUUAGAAAUAAAUAUUGUGUAGCUGUUGUUUAUUACAGCAGGAUUUGUCACCAGAUAAAACCAGCCCGUAUAUUUUGUCUUUUGGCUAGGAACCUGCCUUGGGUGUUUUUCAUCACUAUUGUCUUGUGUUCCCAUUCCUCUCUUCCAGACCAACACCAUCGAGCAGGCUGCUGAGGAUCCGGGCCAGGAGGAAGUGGUGCAGCAGUGCAUGGCCAACCAGAGCUGGCUGGACACACUCUUCAGCUCUUUCAUCGAGCUGCUCACGCUCAGCACCAAAGUCUGAGCUGGAUGGAAAAACAAGAGAGAGAAAACAAACGAAAAGCAAGAGGAUUUUAAAAAGAGGAAUCCAAAAAUGGAAAAUAGAUGGAUCCUACUGUACAGCCCCCUUACCUGAUCUUCUUCAAAUCUCUGAGAUCUGAGGAUGAAUUUUUAAGGCCCUUGAUAAACACAAAAGGGUCUGUUCAUGUGACCUUUGACACUGGCCUUUGUUCUUUUUCUUGUUGUUGAUCAAUGACUAAAGAAUCGUCGAACUUUGUAAAGAGUAUGGAGCCCAUCCUACUGGACCAGGAGUCGCCGGUGGGUCAAGAGGGAAUUGAAAAAUGUUGAAAAGGGAGUGAUGGACAAAGGAGGAGCUGAAAAUGCCAAGUCAACACAGGAGGCAUCUUGUUAACCGUGUGUCAUACAGAUGGUAGUUUAAAGAGAAACUAUAACCGCUUAGUUUUUACAUAAAUUAUUUUUUGAAGACUAACAUCAGCUGUCGGCUUUUGAAAAGAGUGGAAGAGGGUGAGAAUGCUUUUUAAACUGCGUGUAGAAUGUGCCGUGAGCAGCGUGAACAUGGACUCGUCCAGGAUAGAAACAUGAAAUGUGAUAAUAAACGCUCUCUCUCUAUCUCUAUCUCUCUCGCUCAUCCUGUGCUAUGUGAAGGGCAGCUCCAGUCCGCUGUGUGAUAAUAUAUAAACACAUUUUUAUUAUUUAUAUGAGGAGGUUUUUAACUUAACUCUCACGAGCGCUGGGUUUGCUGCCCGAACAUUUUAAAAACCUUUUAAUUUUCUACAGGUUCAGUAUACAGUUGUAACCCACAUAUCCAAACUGUCUUCCCCUCGAUACAAAUGGAACAUGCUGAGACAGAAAAUACUGGGUGUGUUACAGUGGGUGUAAAAUAAAAGAAGGAAAAGGUAAUUAAAAAAAAAAAAAAAAAAAGAGGAGGAGCAGAUCUAUUUGAAACUUAACAUUGUUGUGCUUCAGUUCAAUCAUCAGUCAUGCAGGUGCAAAGAAAAGAAGUAAACUAUCCAUUUCCCAUGUGGGAAGAAGGAGUAUAAAUAAGUAAUAUUUAAAGAGGAAAUAGUCAUUUCAUUUUUAUCAUUUUGAUGUUUGUGCAUACUAUGACUUAUUUUGAAAACAAUCUAAUUUUCCAUAAAAAAAGGAAAAAAAAGGUGUGUAAAUAUUGUACAGUUCUUGAUGAAAUUCUUUGUUCUUCUGUACAUUAACUCUCCUGUAUUUGAGAAACAAAUAAAAUCUGCAAAGAACAAA
Messenger RNA from Xyrichtys novacula (pearly razorfish), 21368 nucleotides. NCBI's taxonomy places the organism in Eukaryota, Metazoa, Chordata, Actinopteri, Labriformes, Labridae. The record is from the annotation of a GenBank genome assembly.